Molecule: messenger RNA, 1227 nt
Organism: Vigna unguiculata (cowpea)
Lineage: Eukaryota; Viridiplantae; Streptophyta; Magnoliopsida; Fabales; Fabaceae
Product: protein SENSITIVE TO PROTON RHIZOTOXICITY 1 pseudogene
Source: RefSeq, a predicted model, not a curated record
AAGCCACAGUGUCCUCACAUUUCAAGUUUGUACAACACUCAUCAUAUCACACCAUAUAUAAGAACAAGUGUUCAUGGAAUCACUCACACUCAUCCUAGUAUCAUCUUCUUCAUCAUCAUCAUUUUCUCAGAACAAACAUAAACACUUGUUCAAAACCACAUGCCAAACAACAUCAACUUCAACAACGAUUCUCUGCAUGUUUCCCUUCGCAACCUCUCCCAACUCAGCACACGAAUGGAUUCGCUUCAGAGCUUUGUCUCCCAAUCCAUUCAAUCCCACACUCUCCUCACGCACCACCAAAUGAACAUCGUAUCCAACGAGAUCCUAACCGCAAUUCGCCACGUCAUCACCAACGGCGCAGCCUUAGUCGCCGCGUCGGAGAACGUGCUUCCCUUCUCGGAGACUCCCAACAACGAAACCAACGUGGUGGAGCUGGACGCGAUGGAACUCCUGGCGCAGCACCUCCACUUCUGCGAGGUGUGCGGGAAGGGCUUCACGCGCGACGCCAACCUUAGGAUGCACAUGCGAGCCCACGGGGACGAGUUCAAGACUGCGGACGCGCUCGCGAGCCGGGCGCGUGGGAAAACGACGCGGUUCUCGUGCCCCUUCGAAGGAUGCAACCGCAACAAGACGCACAAGAAGUUCAGGCCGUUGAAGUCGGUGUUCUGUCUGAGGAACCACUUCAAGAGGAGCCACUGUCCCAAAACGCUGUCGUGCGAGCGCUGUCGGAAGAAGAGCUUCGCGGUGCUCUCGGACUUGAGGAGUCACAUGAAGCAGUGUCGGGGAGAGGCCACGUGGAAGUGCUCGUGCGGAACCACGUUUUCGCGGAAGGACAAGCUGUUUGGACACGUGGCGCUGUUCGAGGGGCAUUUGCCUAUGCUUCAAGAGGAGAAGGAGACCUCGGCGGCGGCGGCGGUGGUAGCGGUGGUGGAAGGGUCGGUGAAGGAAAGUGACGGUGGUUUGGAUGGGUUACCUGAAGGGUUCUUUGAUGGGUUGGAUGAAUUCGGGUUUGGUUCCACUGAAAGCUCCUCUUCACCGGAAGAAACUUCGAUUUUGGGUUUCCCACAAAUAAUUUAAAUGGAAACUCAUUUCUAAUUUAAUCGGAAGAUAUUUGUUGCAAGUAUUUUAUGUGCUUGUUAAAAAAAAUAAAAAAGAAUAAAUAUUAGCAAGUGAAGAGUUAGUAAUCUUUUUUAAGUUCAUCCAAAAAAAAAGUUUUUGAAAUUGUAG